Messenger RNA from Caenorhabditis remanei, 834 nucleotides. RefSeq lists its product as uncharacterized. The record is from RefSeq and is a predicted model, not a curated record. Bases 1 to 834 code for a protein of 277 amino acids. The transcript is spliced from 4 exons. Lineage: Eukaryota; Metazoa; Nematoda; Chromadorea; Rhabditida; Rhabditidae.
AUGAAUGAUUAUCAACAGCUCUCAUCAGAUGUUUCAGAAACUGAAAAACCUCUGAAACAUGAAGAAUUGACACCUAGGGAAAAGGAAAUCAAAACAUUGGAGGAAAGCAGGGAUGAACACAUCAAGAAAUGGAAAGAGCACAAAAAGGAAGUUGGAAAAAUGACAGUUGAAUUCUGGGAAGCUAAAGCAUACGUGUCAGUAUGUAUGAUGGGCGUCUGUUGCAUGGCUACAAAAGAAAUUUCCCUAUGUAUCACCAUGAGUAAACAGUUAUUUAAAUACCUUGUGGUCCUCGAGAUUCUCAUCAUCCUAUUUCCACUUGUAUAUUUUAUAAAACGCGGACACCUAGUAAAAACAGAAAACAAAGCAAGAAAUGAAGACAUUGAAGCGGAAGGCGACAUGGGAAAAAUAAUUUUCGAUUCUGAGAAAGAAGGGAAUGAAGAGUAUUUGGAGUUAUAUAUGGAACAAUUGAAAAAGUUUAAUGAUGUCAAAUCAAAAGAAGUUUCGAUUUUGCAAGAAGAAGUCCGGUUGAUGAGGGAAAAGAAUAUCCGCUGGGGAAUAAUCGCAGCCGUAAUGUUCGCUUCAUCCUUCUGGAUUUGUCAGAUUCAUAUGGAGUUGAUAGCACUCCAUACUGGCAACAAAGUGGACGAGGAAAAAGCGGAGAAUCAGCGCGUAGCGACUAUCCCAGCAAGUUUAGUGGCCCUUCAGAGAGUUGCGCAUUACAUCAUCGAUUUUAUAUGUUGGCCCUUUUGCUUUCUGUUCAGUGCUUGUAGUCGAUUAAUUCGUAGCUGCUGGAAACGUCGAAACCAGAUAAUUCAUAAAUUACAGCAUGUAUAG